CCCGUCCUCUUAACCACGCCCCCAACCACACUCCUACCAAUCAGACACGCCUCCUACUUCGUAACCACGCCCCUUCUCUCCUCAGCCGCGCCCCCUCCAGGCUCAUCCCUGCCGCCUUUUGCGACUCCUUUCGGCGAUGCUUUACGGCUUUUCUUCCUCUUAACGCACGAGACCGGCGCCGUUGCCAAGAGCCAAUGGCCGCCGCCGAGCGGGGGUCCCCGCCCCCCCCCCGCAGAGGAAGAGGAGGCGGCGGAGGCCGAGGGGAGCCCCCCCCCGCGGCGGGUGGUCCCGGGGGUGCUUUAUCUUUCCUUCCUGCCCCCCGGCUUCGGCCCCCGCCAGGCCCGGGCCCUGCUCGGGGCCCACGGGGAGCUGGGGCGGGUCUUCCUGCAGCCCCGAGGCGGGGGGGUGCGCCGGAGGAGGCAGCGCCCGGGGGCUCCCGGCGGCUCCUUUGCCGAGGGCUGGGUGGAAUUCCGGGACAAGCGGGCGGCCAAGCGGGCGGCGGCGCUGCUGCACGGAGCCGCCAUGAGCCCCCGGCCCCGCAGCCGCUUCCGCCACCACUGCUGGAGCAUCAAGUACCUGCCCGGGUUCCGGUGGCCCCACCUGAGCGAGCGCCUGAGCUACGAGCGGCAGGUCCGUGCCCAGCGCCUGCGGGUGGAGGUGGCUCAGGCCAAGCGGGAGGGGGGGUUCUACACCCGCCGCCGCGCCCCCCCCGCGGACACUGCGGCCCCCCCCGCCCCCACAGCCCCCUCCUGGGGCUUCACCCAAACACCCACCGAGGAGGAGAUUUGGGGGCGCAAGAAGCGGCCCCCCCCCGCGCGCCCCCCCCGCAGCCUGCUCCAGAAGGUGUUUGGGGGAGGGGGGUGAGCAACGACCCCCCCCCCCCCCCCCCCCCCCCCCUCCCUCCCCCCGAGUCCUUCCCCCACCCCCAGCACCCCUCCCCUAUCCAAUCCCUUAUCAAACCCCUCCCCCAAAUCCCCCGCCGGAGCCCCCCCAACACCCCCCCGAGCCCUUCCCCCCCCCCAAUAUCCCUCAUUGCACCCCUCCCCCCUCAACCAAACCCCCCCAACCCCUCCCCCCCAUCCAGUCCCUUCUCCAACCCCCUCCCCCUCCUUGUCUGUCCCCCUCCAACCCCGGGCCCCUCCCUCACCCUCACUCCCCCCCCCAAUUCCUGUCCCUGGAGCCCCUCCCCCAUCCAAGCCUCAUCGAACCCCUCCCCCCAAACCAAAUGCCCCCCAACCCCUCCCCGGACACCAAAUUUCGCUCAUUUUGUUCUUUUUUGGACUUUUUCUCCUUAAAACUUUUUACUCCUUUAACAAAAAUAA
This is a messenger RNA of Strigops habroptila (Kakapo), 1322 nucleotides long. It is a transcript of the gene ABT1, whose product is annotated as activator of basal transcription 1. The record is from RefSeq and is a predicted model, not a curated record. Gene Ontology annotation, cellular component: nucleolus. Gene Ontology annotation, biological process: small-subunit processome assembly; endonucleolytic cleavage in 5'-ETS of tricistronic rRNA transcript (SSU-rRNA, 5.8S rRNA, LSU-rRNA); endonucleolytic cleavage to generate mature 5'-end of SSU-rRNA from (SSU-rRNA, 5.8S rRNA, LSU-rRNA). Gene Ontology annotation, molecular function: RNA binding. The annotation marks the transcript as partial. NCBI's taxonomy places the organism in Eukaryota, Metazoa, Chordata, Aves, Psittaciformes, Psittacidae. The transcript has 4 exons.